GAAAGCAAAAGCUUCCAAUAUUAUUAACUUUCCCAAAUUUUCUUUAUUUUUUUUUCUUCUCUCUGUUUCUCUCUCAAUCUCUGCAAAUCCCUUUGCAUCUGUACCUCAAAAAGUACCUUUUCUUCCCUUCACUGUCUCCACCAUAACCAAGAAGAAACUAUAAACUUUGCCUAACACCACCUUCAAUGGCGACAGAUCUUUCCAUUUUUUGGUUACUCAAUUCUUAGAUAAUCGGGCUGAUACAAAACACUUCACGCCGCAAUGGUGCCCACUCUCUCUCUCUCUCUAGGGUUUUUUUUUCGGCCUUUUCCCUUUUAUGGAGGAGAAUUCUCUCUGUCUCACAUCAUUCACCGUCACUGACCUCCUUAAUCCCCAUCUUUAUCUCUAAUUCUUGGAUUUCUGUGCAUUUCUGCUAAGAUUGCUGGUGGGGUUUUCAGCAAUUUCUCUGACGGUAACCGACUCUGUUCUUUUAUUUAAUUGCUCUUAACUCACAUCUCUGGCUGAUUUCGUCAGUGAUUUGCGGUAGCAUCCGUCAUCUUUUGGGGUGCUUUGACAUUCUUCUAUUCCUUUUACUGGAAUUGGGCUGAUUUUAGAUAAGGGUGUUGAGGUGGAACUCUAGUUCUUCGAUUUAUGGCAUUUCUUUUUAGCUUUUGUUGGUAUUUGGGGAAUCUUUCUAAAAGUGUUUUUUUGUAAUUGCACCUGAGAUUAAUUUAGGGUGUUUGAAGUUUUGGGGGUGGUAUAUAAUGGAUGUUUUUCUUAACUUUGUAAUGGGGGAGAAAGAUAGUAAGCUUAGGAGGAUUAGUUUUGGGCGGUGUCGUUGGAUGGAAUUCUAGCAUCCGUUGUGAUUUGAUUGCUGAAAUUGGUCUUGAUUAUUCUAUAUGGAAAACCCCUUUUCAACCAAGGAGGAAGGGACGAUGUCUUGGGGGCCUUCCAGGACUCAGGCCGAAACUCUGACUUCUACUGACGUUGGAAUGAGGAUUAUGAGUCCUGAAGAUGUGCUUCAUAGUUUCUCAGAGCUGAUGAGUUUUGAUUCUUAUGCGGGAUGGGGCAAUAACUGUUCAACAAUGGAUCAGAUUUUCACUUCUUGUGGCUUUUCGUCGAUUCCGCCUAUGAGUACUUGCCCCUCAAUGGAGGGAUCGACUUUCCCGGAAGGGAUGAGCGUGAGCCACGAAGCAUUCUCACUGAAUGAAAUUGAUGGAACUUCUAUUUCAGUGGCGAAUUCUUUCACUUGUGGAGACAAGAUGAUGUUUCAGCAGCCAGACACUGGAUUUGGGGUUUCUGAGGUUUCGGACAAUACAAAUGAAGCAGGUUCGAAAUCAAAUGAUGACCUUCUAGAUAGUUGUUUGAUUUCUAGGCCGAUUGGUUGGUCACUUGAUGAGAGAAUGCUGAGGGCACUGUCCUUGUUUAAAGAGUCUUCCCCCGGGGGCAUUUUGGCUCAAGUCUGGGUGCCUGUAAAGCAUGGAAACCAAUUCUUCCUGAGCACCAGCGAUCAGCCCUAUUUGCUAGAUCAAAUGCUCACGGGGUACCGUGAAGUGUCGAGGUCGUAUACCUUCUCUGCAGAAGGAAAAUUGGGUUCUCUCCUUGGCCUUCCUGGUCGUGUUUUCACCACCAAGAUUCCAGAAUGGACAUCAAAUGUUAGAUAUUACAGUAAGAACGAGUAUCUAAGAAUGGAACAUGCAAUCGGACAUGAGGUUUAUGGAUCGAUUGCCUUGCCAGUAUUCAGUAAUGAACUUGAAAAGUCAUGCUGUGCCGUACUUGAAGUUGUUACUACAAAGGAGAAGUCUGAUUUUGAUGCAGAGAUUGACAUUGUUUCCCGAGCACUAGAGAUUGUCAAUUUGAGAACUGUUGCACCUCCUCGAUUAUAUCCUCAGUGCUUGAAGCAGAACCAGAAAUCUGCAUUAGCAGAGAUAAUGGAUGUUCUACGUGCCGUAUGUCAUGCACAUAGACUACCUCUGGCGCUAACCUGGAUUCCUUGCUGUAUUACUUUGGAGGCUGUUGAUGAUGCUGCUAGAGUUCGUGUGAAGGAGAAGAUUAUUAGCCCAAAGGAGAAAUCUGUAUUAUGCAUUGAGGAAACAGCUUGUUAUGUGAAUGACAAAGCAACUCAAGGUUUUGUGCACGCGUGUAUGGAACAUCAUCUUGAAGAAGGGCAAGGGUUAGCUGGGAAAGCUCUUCUAUCUAAUUAUCCUUUCUUUUAUCCUGAUGUGAAGACAUAUGAUAUUAAUAAGUAUCCACUAGUGCAUCAUGCACGCAAAUUUGGUUUGAAUGCUGCCGUAGCAAUCAGGCUGAGAAGCACAUAUACUGGCGACGAUGAUUACAUAUUAGAAUUCUUUCUACCUGUCAAUAUGAAAGGAAGCUCAGAACAGCAACUUUUAUUAAACAAUCUCUCUGGUACCAUGCAAAGAAUGUGCCGGAGCUUGAGGACAGUUUCAAAGGAAGAAUUAAUGGGAGCCAAGGAUCCUGAUACUGGAUUUCAGAGUGGACUGAUUGGGAAGUCUGCAACUACAUCUAGGAGAAACUCACAAUCCACGGUGACAGACAGUGAAACAAGGGUAUCUAAUUCAGUAAACAAUGGAACUGAAGCAGAAUGUCCUAAGAAGCAGAUGACCAAUGGAUUGCGGAGGCAGGGGGAGAAAAAACGUAGCACAGCUGAAAAAAAUGUGAGCUUGAGUGUUCUUCAGCAAUAUUUUUCUGGGAGUCUUAAGGAUGCAGCAAAGAGCAUUGGUGUCUGCCCAACAACUCUGAAAAGAAUAUGCAGACAACAUGGGAUUUUGAGGUGGCCAUCUCGUAAAAUAAACAAGGUGAAUCGUUCGCUACGGAAAAUACAGACAGUUCUCGAUUCUGUUAAAGGGGUGGAGGGCGGUCUGAAGUUCGAUCCAACUACAGGGGGUCUUAUGGCAGCAGGCUCUCUUAUUCCAGAACUCAAUGGACAGAAUAAUCUUCUUUUCUCUGAUAACAACACAUCUAUAAGAAAUCUGGAGCCGUUCCUUCAGGACGUAAACUCAGUUCCUCCCAUCUCUUUCAAUGGCCAGAAUUCUGCCAUGAAACUGGAAAUGGAGGACUCCUUCGUCACGAUGCCCCAAAGAAUCUCAUCAAGGAAUAUUCUUAUUCCGGAAAAGGAACCAAAUGUUUGCCAGCUUGAUUGUAGUGAAGGCUCGAAGUCCACAGGGUUAGAUGCUGCAUCAUGCCAGCUUGCUGACCUGGAUAUGAUGGGGGGAUGGGAAGUCGCAGGCAAUGCUACAGGCUCAAUUAUUGCUAAAAAAAGCAAUAGAUUGGAUUUUGUGGAGAAUGAUUUGAGGUCAAGUGAUGCUGACUGCCAAUUUAUGGCCAAGAGUUCAUGCUCUUUUGCAGCUGCUGAUGAAAUGGGCACUGUGUUGGAAGGCACCGAUGGAAUCAAUGAACAUUACCAGCCUACUACUUCUAGCAUGACGGACUCAUCAAAUGGCUCCGGCUUAUUGAUCCAUGGGAGUUCAUCCAGCUGUCAGAGCGUCGAGGAGAGGAAGCAUUUGCAAGAGAAAAUAAGCUGCGUUGACAGUGAUUCCAAGAUUGUUGUAAAAGCUUCAUACAAAGAUGACACAGUUCGAUUCAAGUUUGAUCCUUCUUUAGGAUAUCUCCAGCUAUAUGAAGAAGUUGGCAAGAGAUUCAAGUUAAACCAUGGGACAUUCCAGCUCAAAUACCUUGACGAUGAAAAAGAAUGGGUAAUGCUAGUAAGUAAUUCAGAUUUGCAGGAAUGUCUUGAGGUGAUGGAUGAGAUCGGCACCAGAAAUGUGAAGUUUCUUGUUCGCGAUAUAACGUCUGCUGUGGGCAGUUCUGGCAGCAGUAGCUGCUUCCUACCUAGAGGUUCAUGACAAACAUUUGAUGCCUCCACAGUUUGAUAGUCUCAAUGAAUCGCUGUGAAAGGAAGGAUUGUCUGCCCUCGUGACCAUCAAGGUUCUCACAAGGAAGCAGACACACAGAAAGAAACUUGAUCUCUUCUCUGUUUUCAGGCCUCACACGACUCUGAAAAUUGAAAACACAACAAAAUUUGGGUCGAUUCAAGGUGAGAGCUCAGAGUUGCAUCGAGUUGGAAGUAAGGUCAUGUUGUUUUAGGUUAGGGAAUCAGAAAAUGCAGGAAGGGGAAAUAAGUUUUUACUUGCAAGUUGAAUAGGUUUGUAAAUGAAAAAAAAUUAGGAAGUAAGGUGUUUGAUUUAGAAGGGGAAUGAAAGCAUCCUGUUUAAAAAAUGCCAAGUUCCUAUAUCCUGUAAUCAUAAUUACAUUAGUCAAGAGGUGAUAGAAACUACUCUAUAUAUUCAAUGUGAUUCUUUUUGGCUGUAAUGUAAGUUCUACAUAAAGUUUGUUAUUAGUAGCUGUGAUAUAUAGACAAAGGAAAUUUUAUGUAAAAUAGUCAUUUUUGGAGAGCA
Molecule: messenger RNA, 4397 nt
Organism: Cucumis sativus (cucumber)
Lineage: Eukaryota; Viridiplantae; Streptophyta; Magnoliopsida; Cucurbitales; Cucurbitaceae
Product: protein NLP9
Exons: 5
Coding region: 879-3845 (988 amino acids)
Molecular function (GO): DNA-binding transcription factor activity; protein binding
Source: RefSeq, a predicted model, not a curated record